CAAACCAUUUCGGCGCAAGUUAGACGUUACAUUUGUGUCAAAACGUAUUUUCUUCAUAACAAAGUGCUCAGUGAGGUAGUAAGCAAGGUAAUUAUUGGUUGAAUUGUAUAGUCAGAUAAGCAUUUCUAAUGAUUCUAGUCUGUUUCCUGUUAAUGUCCUAACAGGUUAAGGACAUGAAUGACAUUCUAAGGAGACAUACGGACGGUGUACUUUGUUUUAUAAGGUGCUUUUUGGUAUGAAUCAUCUGAGGCCACUUACAACCAACUUAAAAACGUGUGAUAUUUCCACUCCAUCUCACCUUACACUUAUUCAUACUGAAAGUGAAAGCUGAGGUAUGUGGGGGUAUGGAGGAGGGAAAGGGGGAGGUUGUAAAUGUGGUAUGUAUAGAGAGGAGAAACCUGCAGUCUCUCUAAUCAUCUAGAUCUCUGCCUGUCCACCACCAUGUACCUUUACCUCCUCAUCCUCCUCCAACUCCUUUCCUCUGCUGGAGCCUCUGAGAGUGGUAUUGUGGGUGGUAAGAUAGCUAAGCCCCACUCCAGGCCCUAUAUGGUCUCUCUGCAACACAGAGGACGCCAUGUUUGUGGAGGAAUGCUCAUCCGAGAGGACUUUGUCCUGACUUCAGCACACUGCUUAAGGAAUGCUUAUCCUGUAACGGUGGUGCUUGGAGCCCACGACUUAAAGAAGUGGAAGAAGAGCUGUCAGAAGAUUCAGGUGUCACAUUACCAUCGGCAUCCCUUACAUGAGAAUAUAACGCAGAUUAAUUAUGACAUCAUGCUACUGAAGCUAAAGACCACAGCUCGUCUAACCCAGUAUGUGACGGUCGUUGGACUCCCAAAGGAGGAUGAACAUAUCCCAGCAUCCCCCAAGUGCUCCGUAGCUGGUUGGGGCAAGACUAACUCGAACAACAACCAGGGUUCGGACGUUUUGAUGGAAGUGGCGGUGACGGUGGAGGAUAACUCUGAAUGCAAGAGCGUGUGGCAGAAAAACUUUGACAUAAAUCAAAUGAUGUGCACUCGUACUACCGGCGGGAAAGGAUUUUGUCAGGGAGAUUCAGGGGGACCUCUUAUUUGUAACAACAAGGCACAGGGUAUCGUUGCUUUUAAUUAUGCUGAGAGAUGUGAUGAUUCCCAAUAUCCUCAUGUGUACAUGAAAAUCCCUUUCUUUAUGCCCUGGAUUAAAGAGGUGAUGCACGGAUAUGGUGCCAACAUGUCUUUAAACAAGCAGGAAUAAAUAACUAGAAAGUACUGUGACGCUAGUGUACUAACAUAAUGGUAUCUAUUCCUGCAUAAAUACACUGCUUAUCAUGCCCUGGAUAGAGGACACAUUUCUGAUAGAGCUAAACCGUUACCCUUUCAUAGUUGUUAGAGAGAGAGACAGAGAGAAAGAGAGCGACAGAGACAGAGAGAGACAGAGAGAGACAGAGAGAGACAGAGAGAGACAGAGAGAGACAGAGAGAGCGUGUGUGUGUGUGUGUGUGUGUGUGUGUGUGUGUGUGUGUGUGUGUGUGUGUGUGUGUGUGUGUGUGUGUGUGUGUGUGUGUGUGUGUGUGUGUGUGUGUGUGUGUGUGUGUGUGUGUGUGUGUGUGUGUGUGUAGGCUUUUGAAGGGUAUUUUGGCAUUUACUAAUUCAACAACAUGUGAUGAUCCUAAGUACCCCUGUGUUUACAUUAACAAUUAUUUGUUCGUCCUGGAUUGAAGAGGUGAUUUGUGGAUAUUGACAAAGUGUCACAAAACACAGUUCUAUAAUGCAUUGAUAGAUACAUUUUAACAUGUUGUGUACUAAUAUAAAUUAAUCUAAUUCUGCCUAGUACACUUUGUCUGUUGUAUACCUUAAAAAACAGGAAAUACAUGUCUCAGCAGAUUUUAUUUUGUUUACAUUUGAAAAUGUAUUAUUUAGAUCGGCGUAGCUAUCCAGUGCUGGCGUGUCCCCAAAAAACUGCUUUGAACGUUUAUUAAAUCAAACUUUUUCUAAAGA
Salvelinus fontinalis (brook trout) is the source of this 1973-nucleotide messenger RNA. Its product is annotated as mast cell protease 1A-like. Gene Ontology annotation, biological process: proteolysis. Lineage: Eukaryota; Metazoa; Chordata; Actinopteri; Salmoniformes; Salmonidae. The transcript is spliced from 5 exons. Bases 442 to 1230 code for a protein of 262 amino acids. The record is from RefSeq and is a predicted model, not a curated record. Gene Ontology annotation, molecular function: serine-type endopeptidase activity.